GUCAUUCUACUUACAGGCUCUGGAUUGCAGCAUCAAGGACGCGAGCGCCGCCAUCUUGAAUGACGUGAGUAUGACGCAGCGGGCGCGCUCCCGUGAUCCUUGAAGAAGAACCCGCGAACUGGAGAAUUUGGCUGGCACUGCAGAUCUUUGGAUGACAGCUCAGCAUGACCUGCAUCAGUAGACCCGGAUUCCUCCUAAGUGACAGCGACUCCAGUGAUUCAGAAGAGCUGCCUGUCUUCGAUUUCUCACAGUCAAAAUCCAGACAAGCCAACUUAGUGGUUUUAGACAGUUCAGACUCAGAAAUGGCUCCUGUUGCUGAUGCAAUUUCAAGUGUAAAGGUCCACGUCUCCACCGGAGCUGCUAAAAGUGACGUGUUGAUGGUCAGUAGUGACAGCGAGGAGGAGGAGGCCAUCAUUCCCUUAGCUGUGAGACUGAAACAGAAACAAUGUGGUCUGGGUACAGCAGCCACUGGUGCAGAGGAGAUUCUGGCUUCUAACGUGGUUCCUAAUGGAUAUUCACACCUCUUAGAUUUUCCAGCACAUCAUAUCAACCCCGAGGCCCAGCUGGUUGAACAUAACAUGAUCUGUAGAAACAUAACAAGGCAGUGUAGCUCAAACAACGAUGCACCAUACCUUACAAAAGAACCUUCACCUGAAGCGGAGAAUGGCACUUACCUGGCCAAAUGCAAGAAAAGCCCAGCAGAAGUGGAGGCUGCCAGACAGGAAGCCCUGAGGAAACGAGCAAUGCGAGAGCAUCAGCAGGAAAAGAAGGAGAGACUGAGAAUGGAGAAGAAAGCUCUGGCUGAUGCUGUGAAAGCCCUAAGGCCAGAGGAGUGCAUCAAACACAUGGUGGUGACGGUCGACCCGGGCCUGCUGCAGCUGGAAGGUGGCGGUGCUCUUCUGACUUCCCUGCACGCCAUGGGCUGCAACUGUGCCAUAGAGAAGCAGUCUCUUCCUCGUAGUGUCACCUGGGCUAGACGUUCACCCUGCCCUCAGACUGGUGAGAUGAUGUCCAUUCCAGACUCACAUACUGUAAUCCAAGUUCCAGUGGAUGACUUUGUGACCAUGAUUAACAACUACUGCAAGAGGCAAAGCAACGGUGUAUUGACCGAAAGCGGCAUAUCUCUGACUGCCUGGAUCCAAGGACUUAUGAGCAGGAACCCAGGCAGAACCCUCAGUCUGAUUGUGAUUGACAUAGAGAAGUACUUCAGAUCCCAGAAUUCAAAAUGUCAGAAGAAAUUCCGUGAGGCAGUGCUAGGCGAGGAAAAGAAUGUAGGACUUCAGGGAGGGCAGAAAAAGAGAAGAAAGAAAGACGAUAUCAAUCAGCUUCCAGAGGUCUCGCGAGUGCAGGUUGAGGAGGCUUUGGUAGACUUGCAGCUGCAAACUGGUGUGCAGGUUCGCUUCCUCUCUACCUGGAAAGACUUCACUGAUUAUAUUACCAUGUCAACCAAAGCAGUAGCCGAGGCACCGUUCAAGCGGGAGCGAGAGAAGACGGGAUUCACAUUUUGUUUAGAGAGUGAGUGGGCAGGGGGUCAGAAGGUGGACCGCACAGGGAACGGCCUUCUGCAAGUUUGGAAGAGACAAAUACAGCAGUUGAACCGUGUCAGCCCUGAUAUGGCCAGUGCUAUACUCAGUGCCUACCCGUCUCCUCGGCUCCUUGCUCAGGCAUAUGCACGGUGCAAAUCGGAGAAUGAAAAAGUUGGUCUGCUGUCAGAUGUACUCAUUCGUCGCGGAGAGGGUGUGACAUCUACAACCCGCAGAGUUGGACCGGAGCUUUCUAAACGGUUGUUUCUUAUGAUGACAUCUCAUGAUGCCCAGCAGCCCCUUGAUUCUGCUGUAUAGGUUCUUUUGCCUUCUUGUACGCAUGAGGACAAAUGUCAAAAGAAUUGUAUUAUAGUGACUCACAUUUCAGUGCAAUGUCAGCUUGAUUGAGGUAUUUAUUACAGUUUAUGUAUUUGAUAAAUUUAAAGCCUGAAUUUCCCAGAUUUUCAAAGUUAUAUUUGUCUGUUUUUACUAUAAAUCGUUGCCAUUAAAUGUUUCUUAAUGUACCUUAAAACCAUUUUACUUCACCUCCAUCAGAGCUAGUUUUCCUCAAAUACCUGUGGUCUAAACCUUUCUCUACCCUAAAAGUGAACCUUGAAAGCUUCACUUUUCCUGGAAACCUCUUUGAGUUUUUUUGUUCUUCAUCCAAGUGGCAAAAACCUUGGAUGGCGAAAGCCUUUUCAGUGUAAAUCCGAAAUGCAGUAAAUUCUCAGAGAUGCUAUACACGUACAGUAUUUCAUUCGACACAUUUGGAGGUUUUUAAGGCCUAUGUUUCAUUUACAAUUAAUUCCCUUUAUGUUAUCUAUCUACACGUUUUAGCAGUACUAAACAGGUCAUUGUUAAUUGCAAAAGCAACAGUCUAAGUUUGGCUCUUUUCCUGAUUAAGGCACUACUGCGCGCCUUUCGGAACCAAAAUGGCCCCUUGAGCACACCAUACUCACUGUCUAAGGACUGUAGAGGCUCAUGGCUCAUUUCCAGCACAUUAGAGAAUGGCACCUGACCAAGGAGUGUCGUGUUGCCUGAAACGAGCGGUGGGGUAACGAGCCGUUAAAUGUGCUUAAGAGAUGAGCUGCAUGCUUCAUUCCUGUCCCUGAAGGCAGUAUUUCCUCUACAGUUUAAGGGAUGGCAUAACAAACUAUGGCUAGUAGGUGUGUGCUUGUGCCGAAGGGAAUUAUACGAGCAGAAUUACGGCAGCUUGAAAAGGAUCACCUUGGAGUGAUUGUUUAGCUGAAUAGUAUGAAAUCCAAUUUUCGUGUACUCUGAACGCAGACUAUAAUAGCUUUUAUGACCUAAAGUCUGCAGUGCUAACAUCUUCACUGACUUGUGAAUGGUUGAAUGGGACUUUAAUUUCCAAAAAGCAGUUGUAGGAUAUUACGACUUACAAAGUACAAUGUAACUCAUCUAACCUAAAUGUUUUGGAGGAAUAGUUUUUCUCCGCAUGUAUUCCAUUUGCAUCAAAACACAUAUAUCUGUGUAAGUGCAAAGGGUCUGUUCAUCUUCAGCUACUGGAUGUGCAAUGUGCAUAUAUGAGUCAUGACUACUUCACAUGAUAGAUUGGACCCUGUAAAGCAUUUCUGUUCAGCAGAGUAGCAGUUUCUCAUUUCUGGUGCACGCAGGAUUCUUCUUGCUUCUUGUUGGAGAUUAAUAAGGAUUGGGAGUGGCGGUAGGUCAACGUCGGCCACCUUCACUCACAGUCAAUAGAGUGGGAAGCAAAGCAGGGCUGUUAGUCACUGUCUUUCCCUGGAUAUUCUCAACUCAGCUCAUCUCUUGGAAAAAUGCACCUUCUUAUCGGCCGCCACACAAGAUGGAGUGCCACAGGCAGUGCUGUUUAUGGUUUUGUGAGUCUGUUUUGUUCCAAUUACAGUUUCAUAUUCUUGGCAGAGUGGGGGCACUUCCAAUUUCUUGAGUUGUGCCACAAUAAUGCCACCUGUAGUGUGCUGGCCCUCUGAUGACAGUGGCAUAAUAAUAACACAUUUCCUCAGGCAAGUGAUAUGCCAACGAGGCAAAGCGACUGAUAUUAUCCUUCCAUUGCAUUCUCAAUGUAUUUUGCCUUGGUGCUUGGCGAAUCACGAUCCACUCAGAGCCACUCGCUAAAAUGACAAGAGAGAAUGUCAAAGACUCUAACAAUCUAUUUCAGAGCAUGAGUAGGCCGGCCACUGUGGUAUUGGUUUCUUUGCCACCAGCGUUCAAUCAAUGUUUCCUGCUUCUCUUUAAAAAUAAAUCAUUAUAUGGCUCCGCUUCUGCCUUUCUUUUGUUCAUUUGCAAAUCAGACGCAAGUGAUUCAAGUGUUCAGAUCCAGCUCUUCCGGGAAAAGAGAUGCAAAGCCCUCAAAAAAAAAAAACAACUUUGGCUGACAGAGCUAGAAGCUUUUUAACUUCAGAGGAAAAACAUUGCAUUGUUAUUGCAGGAUUUUGUUUUCUACCUUGCCCUCUCCUACCAGCUUUUUUUUUUUUUUUUUUUAGACUGCACAUAUGUACAGAGUUUUCUUCUCACAGUGGAUUUUUGUUUGUUUUUUGUUUUUUUCAGCUGGUUGGCUGAAUUUUUGAUUGCCACAUGAGGGCAGAAUUGCUUCACACUGACUGCACACUAUAGACCAGUGAUUCCACACUGGUGUUGCUGUCCUCAACUUGAUGUUAUAUUAAACAUCACGUAGCAAUCCAACACAGUAGCAAAAGUCCAAACAAUUUAUCAAUAUUACCAGGAACUGAGUGCAUAGCAAAAUUAUUCUCAUGAUAUUGGCUCGUCUAUAUUGUUUAUGUUUGAUGCUUCUUGAAUUUUGAUGGUUCCUUGCUUUCGGCAGCCAGUAAUUCACUGUUCAAGUUUACCCUCCCUGAAAAUAAACCCGUAUUUAAUGUA
Messenger RNA from Ctenopharyngodon idella (grass carp), 4397 nucleotides. It is a transcript of the gene eme1, whose product is annotated as essential meiotic structure-specific endonuclease 1. Bases 165 to 1841 code for a protein of 558 amino acids. Gene Ontology annotation, molecular function: DNA binding; nuclease activity. The transcript is spliced from 9 exons. The record is from RefSeq and is a predicted model, not a curated record. NCBI's taxonomy places the organism in Eukaryota, Metazoa, Chordata, Actinopteri, Cypriniformes, Xenocyprididae. Gene Ontology annotation, biological process: double-strand break repair; mitotic intra-S DNA damage checkpoint signaling; resolution of meiotic recombination intermediates. Gene Ontology annotation, cellular component: nucleus; Holliday junction resolvase complex.